GAGACAUGGUCGCCUUGUCAGGGGCUCACACAAUAGGCCAAGCACAGUGUUUUCUAUUCCGUGAUCGGAUUUAUGGCAAUGGAACAGACAUUGAUGUCAGUUUUGCAAGCACUAGAAAACGUCAAUGUCCUCAAGAAGGAGAGAACGGAAAUCUUGCACCUCUUGAUCUAGUUACACCAAAUCAAUUAGAUAACAACUACUUCAAGAACCUCAUCGAUAAGAAAGGUCUUCUUCAAUCAGACCAAGUUCUUUUUAGUGGAGGUUCAACAGAUAGCAUUGUUUCUGAAUACAGUAAUAGUCCUCGAGCUUUUUCAUCCGUCUUUGCUGCUGCUAUGAUCAAAAUGGGAGAUAUCAGUCCCCUGACUGGUCAAAAUGGAAUCAUAAGAAAAGUUUGUGGCAGUGUGAAUUAGUUCUUCCAUGUAUUAUUAUCUCCCUUAAUUGUUCUAAAAGAAUAUGUUGGAUUUUGUAUUAUUAUACAACUACAUAUUUGUAUGUUUGAUGUAUCGAAGUGUAAUCUCUUUUAUUCUUUUCUUUGUUAUGUAAGACUGAUGUACUUUUUCUUGUGCAAAUAA
This is a messenger RNA of Lycium ferocissimum, 572 nucleotides long. Its product is annotated as lignin-forming anionic peroxidase-like. The record is from RefSeq and is a predicted model, not a curated record. Gene Ontology annotation, biological process: response to oxidative stress. The transcript is spliced from 2 exons. NCBI's taxonomy places the organism in Eukaryota, Viridiplantae, Streptophyta, Magnoliopsida, Solanales, Solanaceae. Bases 6 to 410 code for a protein of 134 amino acids. Gene Ontology annotation, molecular function: heme binding; peroxidase activity.